AUCACAAGUCGCAAAACCCAGUCAGAUCAAAAAACCAUGACAUCAAACACACAUUGCAUAAAGCCAUAAAAACCAACAAAUUCCAUAUCAUGCACAUAUCAGAAAAAGCACACACUCGCACACUCCCAAAACAUUCCUUCCACAACCACCCACAAAACCCUGUUAAGAUUUUCUAAUCGAUCUGCCAAGAUGCUCGAUAAAAUCGAAUAUUCGAGUCCCUCGGCAGAAAAUCAUGAGACUUUCAGCUGCAUGAGCCCACUGGGAGCUGCCACUACAAGGAGGAAGAACAACAAGAACAACAAGAGGUUCAGUGAUGAGCAGAUUAGGUCAUUGGAGUCCAUCUUUGAGUCUGAGUCGAGGCUUGAGCCGAGGAAGAAGAUGCAGUUGGCCAAAGAGCUAGGGUUGCAACCUAAGCAGGUUGCUAUUUGGUUUCAGAACAAGAGAGCUAGAUGGAAGUCUAAGCAGCUUGAGAGAGACUACAGCAAAUUGAGAGCCAAUUACAACAACUUGGCAUCAAAGUUUGAAGCUUUGAAGAAAGAAAAGCAGGCCCUGGUUGUUCAGGUGCAGAAGCUGAAUAAUCUGAUGAUGAUGCAAAGGGAGAAUUGUGGGGAAGAUGUAGUUAUGAACAAUGGCAUUGACGGUGAGUCAGAUAACGGAGAUGCCACCAUUUCUGAAUCUGAUAAGGUGAAGCUUGAUUUUUCAGUGGAAAAAUCAGAGCAAGGAGGACUUGGGGUGCUGUCAGAUGAUGACAGCCGCAUAAAAGCAGAGUACUUUGAACUGGAAGAUGAACCAAACCUUGCGAACUUAGUGGAGUCUGCAGACGGUUCCUUGACAUCAGCUGAGGAUUGGGGGAAAUUGAAUUCUGAUGGUCUUUUUGAUGUUACGAGUGGUGAUUAUCAGUGGUGGGACUUCUGGUCUUGAAAACAGAAAUUGUGUGCAUAUAUAUAAUGAAGUGCUGCAUCUAGUGGAGUGAUCAAGAAAAAGGGGCUUUUUUCAUAAGAAUGUCAUUAGCUUUUGGAGACUGGUUGUUUAUAAUCAUGCCAUUUGCACGCAUCCUCCUACGCUUAAUCACUUUGAUGCUCUGUUUAGUUACGACGUCACAAUUAAACAUAUGAAUGAAUGAGAACUAAGGCCAACAGAUAUAUGGGGAUCUUAUUGGGAAAAUGAAUUUUAAGGAGCAUUGUGUCUUUGUGAUA
This is a messenger RNA of Pyrus x bretschneideri (Chinese white pear), 1196 nucleotides long. RefSeq names its product homeobox-leucine zipper protein ATHB-12. NCBI's taxonomy places the organism in Eukaryota, Viridiplantae, Streptophyta, Magnoliopsida, Rosales, Rosaceae. Gene Ontology annotation, cellular component: nucleus. Bases 190 to 921 code for a protein of 243 amino acids. Gene Ontology annotation, molecular function: DNA-binding transcription factor activity, RNA polymerase II-specific; sequence-specific DNA binding. The transcript has 2 exons. The record is from RefSeq and is a predicted model, not a curated record. Gene Ontology annotation, biological process: positive regulation of DNA-templated transcription.